UGACGUCAUAUAGAGGGCAAGUUUCAGUAGCGCAUCGUCUACUACCAUAUAAAGUCGACCCUACUCGGUCUUUCUCCCAUGUCGGAAAGAUGGGAGUGUUCUUCUCUAUUUUAGCUCUUUUUUUCUUCUAUUUCCUCUUCUCAAUUUCCAAGCGCCUACUCGCAACACCAAAGAAGCUUCCACCAACACCUCCAUCUAUUCCCAUCAUCGGCCAUCUCCAUCUCAUUAAAAAACCCCUCCAUCGAUCUCUAACCGCCCUCUCCAACCGCUACGGCCCCAUCCUCUCCCUUCGUUUCGGCUCCCGCCCCGUCCUCCUCAUCUCCUCCCCUUCCUCGGCCGAUGACUGCCUCUCCAAGAACGACAUCAUCUUCGCCAACCGUCCCCGCCUUCUCAUCGGUAAUCGAAUGGCCUUUAACUGCUCCAACAUUGUGUGGGCCUCCUACGGCCCCCACUGGCGCAACCUCCGCCGCAUUGCCACCGUCGAGAUCCUCUCGUCGAACCGCAUCCAGAUGUUCUCUGCCGUCCGAAUCCAGGAGAUCCGGUCCCUGGUGAAAGAUCUGUUCCGGGAUUCGGAAUUGGGGAAAUCGGUGGUGGAAUUGAAAUCGAAGUUUUCGGAGCUCACCUUCAAUGUAAUGAUGCGGAUGAUCGCUGGGAAGCGGUAUUACGGAGAGAAUGUGGUGGAUUUGGAGGAGGGAAGGCGGUUUCGGGAGAUUGUCAAGGAGAUUCUGGCAGUGGCCGGAGCGUCGAAUUUUGGGGAUUUCUUGCCGUUUUUGGGGUGGAUGGAUUUGGGAGGGGUGGAGAAGAGGAUGGUGAAAUUGGCGAGGGAGAGGGAUGAGUUCUUGCUGGCUCUUAUCGAUGAGCAUCGAAGGAGGAGGAACAAGGACGGUUUUUCUUGCGAAGAAGGAGAGGAGAAGAAGAUGAAGAAGACGUUGAUCGAUGUUCUGCUGUCGCUGCAAGAAACAGAGCCCCAGUACUACACCGAUCACAUCCUCCUAGGGAUGAUUGCGGCACUACUAGCUGCCGGAACGGAUACGUCAGCUCUGACCACAGAAUGGGCCAUGUCGCUUCUACUGAACAAUCCAGAUGUGCUGGAGAAAGCUAAAGCUGAGCUUGACAUACAUGUGGGACCUCGUUUGUUAGAUGAAUCAGAUCUCUCCAAGCUUCCAUACCUCCAUUGCAUCGUCAACGAGACUCUCCGCUUGUAUCCGGUGGCCCCACUUCUAGUGCCUCAUGAGUCAUCUGAAGAGUCCAUCAUUGGAGGUUUCAACGUGCCACGUGGCACUAUGCUGUUGGUCAAUGUGUGGGCUAUUCAUAGAGAUCCUAAGCUAUGGGUGGACCCCCUUGAUUUCAAGCCAGAGCGGUUUCAAGGCUCAGAAGGAGUGAAGGAAGGCUUGAAGUUCAUCCCAUUUGGACAUGGAAGGCGGGUGUGUCCAGGUGCGGGCCUGGCUGUGCGGAUGGUGAGCCUGGCAUUGGGUACCUUGAUCCAAUGCUUUGAGUGGGAACGAAUAGGGGAGGAGAAGGUGGACAUGACUGAAGGGCCUGGGCUCACCAUGCCUAAGUCUCAGCCUUUAAAGGCAGUCUACAAACCACACCACACCAUGCUCAACAUACUUUCUCAGCUCUGAAUAACAUAAACGGCUUUGGUUCCAUUUGGCACAGAUCAUAUCAUAGUUUGGAUAGUAUUUGAAAACUAAAGUUGUAAAGAUGAUUUAAUCCUCGCAUAGUUUGGAUAGUAUAUGAAGAUUACAGUUGUAAUGAUAAUUGAAUUC
Messenger RNA from Magnolia sinica, 1769 nucleotides. Its product is annotated as cytochrome P450 81Q32-like. The record is from RefSeq and is a predicted model, not a curated record. The transcript has 2 exons. Lineage: Eukaryota; Viridiplantae; Streptophyta; Magnoliopsida; Magnoliales; Magnoliaceae. Gene Ontology annotation, molecular function: oxidoreductase activity, acting on paired donors, with incorporation or reduction of molecular oxygen; iron ion binding; heme binding. The coding region runs from base 90 to 1625 and encodes 511 amino acids.